AUGUCGAGCAAAGCUCACCGAGCGAUCAUCCUGCUUCUCGUUGCGGCAACAUUGUGUAACAGCAGCCUGUUGUCCUUGCCAUCAGAAAAGAGUUUCAAGCUGCCGCCAAAGGGCUUCACGGUGUCGCUUCCAGAGCGCCAGCCGCGGAUUAGGCGUGGGAGGUUCUUGGAGUGCUACUUGCCUUUGGUUGGCGUUAGCGGUUGUGUGCGGUCUGUUUUCUUUUCCCCGCAAUCCAGCCAUCCUAGCCCUCUUUGCUGCAAAGCGUUGGAAGAAGUCGAUAAAAACUGUUGGAAUCGUAGGGAUCCAAUAGAGCAGGAGGUUCCGUCGCAAAUCUGGAAUUUUUGUGGCCUUAGCCCUACACCUUCACCGACAGUUUUAAAUUAA
Carica papaya (papaya) is the source of this 384-nucleotide messenger RNA. RefSeq lists its product as uncharacterized. The record is from RefSeq and is a predicted model, not a curated record. Lineage: Eukaryota; Viridiplantae; Streptophyta; Magnoliopsida; Brassicales; Caricaceae.